UGGGUCUCCAAAAGACACACAGAACUCAAGGAGACAAGAUGACCAGCCAGUCCCAGGGAAUCCAGCAACUUUUGCAGGCAGAGAAACGUGCCAAGGACAAACUCGAAGAAGCCAAAAAGAGAAAGGGAAAGAGGCUAAAGCAAGCCAAAGAAGAAGCCAUAGCAGAGAUAAACCAUUACAGAUUACAGAGAGAGACGAAUUUCAGACAAAAGCAAACCAAUAUAAUGGGCUCUCAGGGUAACUUAUCAACAAAAAUAGAUGAAGAAACUGCAACAAAGAUCCGGGAUCUUACUAGUCACUACUGUAAGAACAUGGAAAGCAUGAUGGGACAUCUUUUGGACAAGGUCUUUGACAUCAAUCCAGAAAUCCACCCAAAUUACGCAUAUACUAUUUAAACCAUUUUGUGGUAAUGUUUUGGAAAGUGUACUGAUGGUUUUGCCAUUAGACAGGGUAAUGUGGUUUACCUAAACUGGCAGAUUAUAAAAUACCA
Messenger RNA from Euleptes europaea (tarantolino), 490 nucleotides. RefSeq names its product ATPase H+ transporting V1 subunit G3 (gene ATP6V1G3). Gene Ontology annotation, biological process: proton transmembrane transport. Gene Ontology annotation, cellular component: vacuolar proton-transporting V-type ATPase complex. The record is from RefSeq and is a predicted model, not a curated record. The transcript has 3 exons. NCBI's taxonomy places the organism in Eukaryota, Metazoa, Chordata, Lepidosauria, Squamata, Sphaerodactylidae. The coding region runs from base 39 to 395 and encodes 118 amino acids. Gene Ontology annotation, molecular function: proton-transporting ATPase activity, rotational mechanism.